AAGAAGAACGACCAUCUAAGCGGGUUCGCAGUGACGUUGAUAUUGAUCCUCUCAUGACUGCAGUGGUACCAGCUCCUUCAUCGUUUUCUGAUCCAAAAGUCUGGAAGGGGCAUCAGUCAGAAUCUCCACUUCUUCUUAAUCAUCGCCCGUCGACUGCAAACGGAGUUCCAAUCAUGUUAUCUCACCCAAUCUUUUCAAAAUUCCAAGAACUCUACAAUAACUGUGAAGUCAAUCAAGAGGAAUGUGAUUUUGUAUUGAAUCUUACUUCGGUGAUGUCAGAUCCAUUCAAAGAUGAGGAUAACAGAAGAGAUAAGUUCGUUGAGAUUGUGGAGCAGUACUUUCUUCGCACCUGUGAUCGAACUUUCUUUGGCAAGACGCAUACAGAUGAAUGCAUUACGAUGCGCAAGGGCCUUUUACGGAUUCCGCUGGCAAUACUAGAAGUUAAACCCGAAUUGGGUAUUGGUAGUGGUUGCCCAUAUGUGCAAGCUACUGCAUAUUACGGCCGGUAUAUUGUUGGUGGAUUAUCUGAAGCACAUAAAAACGAUCAUGAGCAGCUGCGGUACAGCAGUUGUUGUCCUGCGUUUCUCAUUUAUCUAACAGGUCCCUAUGUUGGAAUUGCUGGUGCUGUGUACUCUGGACGAGCUUCAUUUGACCCUCUCUCCCCAGUAAUACCACUUCUCUUCCUUAAUCAUUAUCCUGAGUCAAUGUUGUUGGCAGCAAGAGUAUUCCGUGCUCUGAAAAUUUGCCUUUCAGAAUUGGAGACUUAUUAUGAAAAUCUUAAAUUUAUUUCAAAAAAUGAUAAUAUUCCCCAACAAGCUGCUUUUCCCUACAUUCAAGAAUUUGAUUUUAAUGAUGUCACAAUCCAUUUCAGCUACUUGAAACGAAUUGCUAAUAAGCUUACAUAUGUUGUUGAAGUUUCUAAUGAAUAUGAAUCAGUAACAAAAGGAAAACUGCUGGUAAAAUUCACACGUCAAUAUGGGUUAGAGACACACCAGUAUUGUUCCAAUAAUGGUAUAGCACCAAAGUUAUUUGGUUGUCAGAAUAUUCCUGGGGGGUGGAAAAUGGUGAUUAUGGAAUAUCUUGAUGGCUAUUCCAGACUCUGUGAUUUAGACAGACAGAUGAAAGAAGAGGUGCAAAUGUCUGUAAUGGAGGCUGUGCAGGUUAUGCAUUCUGAAAAUUAUGUUCAUGGUGAUUUGAAAAGUGUUAAUAUAAUAAUAUCUGAGGGAAAUGUGAAACUCUUAGACUUUGACUGGAGUGGAAAAGAAGGAAUGAUUACAUAUCCUCAUUUCAUAAAUCGUAUCAGUAUAAAAUCGUGGCAUAGUGAAGUGUGUGCUGGAGCUUUAAUAAGAAAGACACAUGAUUUGCACUCAUUAGAUCACAUUUUUAAAAAUGAAUAA
Molecule: messenger RNA, 1397 nt
Organism: Paraglomus occultum
Lineage: Eukaryota; Fungi; Glomeromycota; Glomeromycetes; Paraglomerales; Paraglomeraceae
Source: the annotation of a GenBank genome assembly